CGCCCCCUUCGCCUCCCCCUCCUCGCCGGCCGGCCAUGUCGCCCGUCAAGGCCGAGGACCUGGUGCCGCACCCCUGCAGGGAGCAGUUCGCCGAGCUCGACUACUGCAUCACCAGCCCGCCGCCAUGGAUCACCACGGUGGUCGUCGCGUUCCAGCACUACCUGGUCAUGCUCGGCACCACCGUCAUCAUCGCCACCAUCCUCGUCCCCAUCAUGGGCGGCGGCCAUGAGGAGAAGGCGAUCGUGAUCCAGACCAUCCUCUUCCUCGCCGGGAUCAACACGCUCCUGCAGGUGCACUUCGGCACGCGGCUCCCGGCCGUCAUGGGCGGCUCCUUCACCUACAUCUACGCCGCCGUCGCCAUCAUCAUCAGCCCGCGAUACAUCCUCUUCAUCGGCGCCCCUUUCGAGGUCCGGCCCGCGUUUCUGCGCUUCUCCCUGCUGCUCUGUCCCGCCCUGUCCUGUCCUGCUCCUGCGCUGCAGCGGUUGGUGGCUGCACGACUGACUGACUCAUCGACCGAUGCUGUUCUCUUUCAGAGGUUCGUGUACACCAUGCGGUCGCUCCAGGGCGCGCUCAUCAUCGCCGGCGUCUUCCAGGCCGUCAUCGGCUUCUUCGGCAUAUGGAGGGUCUUCAUAAGGUUCCUGAGCCCCCUCGCCGCUGUCCCCUUCGUCACCCUCUCCGCGCUCGGCCUCUUCUACUUCGCCUUCCCAGGGGUCGCCAAAUGCAUCGAGAUCGGUCUACCGACGCUCGUUCUGCUCCUAAUAUUCUCAGAGUACGCGUCCCAUUACUUUGCCAAAGGGAGCUUCGUGUUCGGCCGGUGCGCGGUGCUGGUGACGGUGAUCAUCGUGUGGAUCUUCGCCGAGAUACUGACGGCGGCCGGCGCCUACGACGAGAGGAACCCCGUAACGCAGUUCAGCUGCCGCACCGACCGCUCCGGCCUCAUCCACGCCGCGCCCUGGGUCAGGUUCCCUUACCCGUUCCAGUGGGGAUACCCCAUCUUCUGCGCGCAGGACUGCUUCGCCAUGAUGGCCGCUUCCUUCGCUUCGCUUAUUGAGUCUACCGGCACCCUAAUCGCAGUGUCAAGAUACGCAGGCGCAACAUUCGUCCCGCCUUCUGUUUUCGCUCGUGGAAUUGGCUGGCAGGGUAUAUCUAUCAUACUAGAUGGGAUGUGCGGUACGUUGACAGGCACAGCAGCUUCAGUUGAGAACUGCGGUCUACUGGCCUUGACGCGAGUUGGAAGCAGACGAGUCAUCAAGAUUUCCGCUUUGUUCAUGAUCUUCUUCUCGCUGUUUGGAAAAUUUGGAGCAAUUCUUGCAUCUAUUCCGUUGCCGAUUUUCUCUGCACUUUACUGUGUUCUCUUUGCUUAUUCAGCUGCUGCAGGCCUCUGCUUCCUUCAAUACUGCAACCUUAACACCCGGAGAAGCAAGUUUAUACUCGGCAUCUCCUUGUUCCUGGGGCUAUCCAUACCACAGUACUUCCGGGAGUUCGAGACAUUCUACGGCUUUGGACCAGCUCACACACGUUCACUGGCGUUCAAUGUCAUUGUCAACGUGAUAUUCUCCUCGCCCGCGACUGUUGCUGCCAUACUUGCCUACCUUCUCGAUUGCACGCACCUCUACUGGGAACCCCAUGUGAGGAGGGACAGGGGCUGGCUGUGGUUGGAGAAAUUCAAGUCCUACAGGCAUGAUGGCAGAAGCGAGGAGUUCUACGCUCUACCAUAUGGUAUGAGCAGGUACUUCCCCUCGCUCUAGGAGAGGUGACGAUGCGAGGAUGAAGUGGUGGGAGGUAGAAUUUAGACGGUGAUUCAGGGGAUCAUCAGUAUAUGCAGCAAUAUGUGAUGUUUUGAUUCUAGCAUGCAAAACAUUUUGGAUGAGAAAUGUAGCAUACUCACUGUGAUAUUCGGAUGAGGAUACUGUCAUAUCAACCAAGGGGAGCUAGCAAUUCUUCUACACCAGUUUAACCCUUUUGCUUUUGUCUUGUCUCUGAUUUGAAAUAGCAGAACACAAACACCUUGUAGUUUGAUUUUAUCGCUGACGGGCAACAGCACAUGUAUACCUUCCAUGAGGAAUUGGAUUGAGGAAACAGGCAUCAGUUA
Molecule: messenger RNA, 2092 nt
Organism: Triticum dicoccoides
Lineage: Eukaryota; Viridiplantae; Streptophyta; Magnoliopsida; Poales; Poaceae
Product: nucleobase-ascorbate transporter LPE1
Exons: 13
Coding region: 36-1748 (570 amino acids)
Biological process (GO): transmembrane transport
Cellular component (GO): membrane
Molecular function (GO): transmembrane transporter activity
Source: RefSeq, a predicted model, not a curated record